AAAAUUAGUCUGAUUUUGAUACCUCUAUUGUGUUAUUAUUAUUAUUUUCAUUUUUGACUAGCUAACUUUAAGAUCCUUAUCUCCCAGUGGCAUUGAGUGUGGUUGGAGGGGUUCUCUGACAGCAUUUCUUGAAAUGCCUCGUCUCUGGAAGAUUUGAUAUUUUAUUUGCAAUUAUUGUUGACUGUUGCCUUUCUCAUUCAGUGAGAGAUGAUGACAGCAAAGAAGCAAAACCUAGUAAUGUGGAAGGGAUAUUUGACUGGGGCCAAAGUGGUCAGCUGAUUAAUAUCUGACAACUUUUGCUUCUCUCUAGAACCACUUAAUUAUGAAUCUCCUAUAUAAUAGAUAAAUGUGUUAGAUUCUUGGAGGUAUUGCACAUAGUAUCUUUUCUAAAACUUCUUUCUAUAUCCAUUGCUCCUUUUAUCUCCUUCUUUCUUAUGAGAGUGGAGGCCCUCAUUCCCAAUUGUAGCCAGUGACCACAGGGAAGACCUGCAGUGUGAGACCCGGACCUGUCUUAAAGUAGUUAAAUCAAUGCAUAUACCUGCAUACGGACAAUAAGGAACAACUAUUCCUAGGCAGCACCUUUUAGUCUGUUUCUAGGUUCACAUGUCCCGUAGUCCAAUGCUGUAAUCAUCUACCCUAUGGUAGUGGACGGGGGUAGGGCAUAUGGUAUAAGGAGAGAUGAGAAAUCAGCUGGCCUUUUAACUUUUGUCUCAAGAGGACUUCUCUUAUCCUCUCUUUAGAUGCUAUUGGUAGUGAAAGAUAAGGGUUUUAAUAGAUCUCUUGGUGCUUGGGUUCCUCACCUUGUCUAGCUUCAACAGGUUAGCUGAUGAAUACCCAAAACUGUAUGGCCUGCUGCAUAUCAACUGACUGAAAGGAGAAAUAUAUAAGACUUUAAGAAAACACAGGUUAUUACAGGGUGCCUUUAUUUAAUAGCUCAGGAAGAUAGAGGUGUACAGUGUUACUUCCUUUCGAGCACUAAAAUGUUGCCUAAUCCUGGAAUAACUCCAAUUCAUGAUGUAAAUGGGGAGCCUAGAAUGUACUCUAUUUUGAUUGAAAUCAUCCUAGUAUUUUUUCUUUUGUUGUAUUUCUGCUAUUUAAUCCCCUUUUACAAAAGAAAAUUGGGGCUUUAAGCUGAGAGUAUAUAUUGCAGAAGAGAAUGUGAAUCCUGGGAUCUUCAGUGGCAGGAGAAGGAGUCAUCAGAAGAUCGAGAUGAGUUUUAACACUAUUUUGGAGGAGAUUCUUAUUAAAAGGUCACAGCAGAAAAAGAAGACAUCACCCUUAAACUACAAAGAGCGACUUUUUGUACUUACAAAAUCCAUGCUAACUUACUAUGAGGGUCGAGCAGAGAAGAAAUACAGAAAGGGGUUUAUUGAUGUUUCAAAAAUCAAGUGUGUGGAAAUAGUGAAGAAUGAUGAUGGUGUCAUUCCCUGUCAAAAUAAAUAUCCAUUUCAGGUUGUUCAUGAUGCUAACACACUUUACAUUUUUGCACCUAGUCCACAAAGCAGGGACCUGUGGGUGAAGAAGUUAAAAGAAGAAAUAAAGAAUAACAACAACAUUAUGAUAAAAUAUCAUCCUAAAUUCUGGACAGAUGGAAGUUAUCAGUGUUGUAGACAAACUGAAAAAUUAGCACCCGGAUGUGAAAAAUACAAUCUUUUUGAGAGUAGCAUAAGAAAAGCAUUACCUCCAGCACCAGAAACAAAGAAGCGAAGGCCUCCCCCACCAAUUCCAUCUGAAGAAGAAGAUAGUAGUGAAGAUAUCGUUAUAGCCAUGUAUGAUUUCCAAGCAACAGAAGGACAUGAUCUCAGAUUAGAGAGAGGUCAAGAGUAUCUCAUUUUAGAAAAGAAUGAUAUUCAUUGGUGGAGAGCAAGAGAUAAAUAUGGGAAUGAAGGAUAUAUCCCAAGUAAUUAUGUAACGGGAAAGAAAUCAAACAACUUAGAUCAAUAUGAAUGGUACUGCAGAAAUACGAAUAGAAGCAAGGCAGAGCAACUCCUCCGAAGUGAAGAUAAAGAAGGUGGUUUUAUGGUAAGGGAUUCUAGUCAACCAGGCUUGUACACAGUCUCCCUUUAUACCAAGUUUGGAGGAGAAGGUUCAUCGGGUUUCAGGCAUUAUCAUAUAAAGGAAACAACAACAUCUCCAAAGAAGUAUUACCUAGCAGAAAAACAUGCUUUUGGUUCCAUUCCUGAGAUUAUUGAAUAUCAUAAGCACAACGCAGCAGGACUUGCCACCCGGCUUCGGUACCCAGUUAGUGUGAAAGGGAAGAUUGCACCCACCACUGCAGGAUUCAGCUAUGAGAAAUGGGAGAUUAACCCUUCAGAACUGACCUUUAUGAGAGAAUUGGGAAGUGGACUGUUUGGAGUGGUGAGGCUUGGCAAAUGGCGAGCCCAGUACAAAGUUGCAAUCAAAACUAUGCGGGAAGGUGCCAUGUGCGAGGAGGACUUUAUAGAAGAAGCUAAACUGAUGAUGAAACUGACACACCCGAAGUUAGUGCAGCUUUAUGGUGUAUGCACCCAGCAGAAACCAAUAUACAUUGUUGCUGAGUUCAUGGAAAGGGGCUGCCUUCUGAAUUUCCUCCGACAGAGACAAGAUCAUUUCAGUAGAGACGUGCUGCUGAGCAUGUGUCAGGAUGUGUGUGAAGGGAUGGAGUAUCUGGAGAGAAACAGCUUCAUCCACAGAGAUCUGGCUGCCAGAAAUUGUCUAGUAAGUGAAGCGGGAGUUGUAAAAGUAUCUGAUUUUGGAAUGGCCAGGUAUGUUCUGGAUGAUCAGUACACAAGUUCUUCCGGCGCUAAAUUUCCUGUGAAGUGGUGUCCACCUGAAGUGUUUAAUUACAGCCGCUUCAGCAGCAAAUCAGAUGUCUGGUCAUUUGGUGUUUUAAUGUGGGAAAUAUUCACAGAAGGCAGAAUGCCCUUUGAAAAAUACACCAAUUAUGAAGUGGUAACCAUGGUUACUCGAGGGCACCGACUCUACCAGCCGAAGUUGGCGUCCGCCUAUGUAUACGAGGUGAUGCUGAGAUGUUGGCAGGAGAAACCAGAGGGAAGGCCUUCUUUUGAAGAUCUGCUGCGCACGAUAGAUGAACUAGUUGAAUGUGAAGAAACGUUUGGAAGAUAAGUGAUGUGACCAGCAGCUCCCAAGCAGAAGGAAGGAUGGGCAUUUUGUGGCUUUUAAUUUAUUGAGUACUUGGACAUGUGGAUCGUUUUGCUUAUAAAGUGGAAACCCAUAAAGAAUUUGCUUCUGGAUCAGCCUCCAUCUAGACUUGCUUCUAGACAGAAUCUCCCAGAGUGUGGAAAUGUUGCCUUAGAGAUGGUGAUUAAAAUCACUCAUUUCUAUUCAUUCCUCAUGCACUCAAGUGACAACUGUAUACCAGGCACUGUGUACAGCCCCAGGGUUUGGCCAUUUAGGGGUGCACAGAUGGGAUCAUGUUAGUUGACGCCAGUUGGAGGCCAGGGUAUUUGGGAAGAGGAAGGGUAUUAGAGCCAUGAUCCAGUAACUCUUCUUUUUCCCUUUGGCUUCCACAGAAAUCUAGGCCUGAGACAUUGCCUACAGUUGGGUUCUAGAUAAAUCAGGAACCCACCUUGGAUAAAUACCCAUCUUUUGUUUUGAAAACAUCUCCGUUUUCAAGACUGCUCUUAGUAUUACAUGAAAAAUAUUUGUAUGCUGUAUACAUUAUAAAUAUAUGUAAUAUAUAAAGUUAUAUAUUUAUAAGAAACACGA
Molecule: messenger RNA, 3708 nt
Organism: Sapajus apella (tufted capuchin)
Lineage: Eukaryota; Metazoa; Chordata; Mammalia; Primates; Cebidae
Gene: TEC
Product: tec protein tyrosine kinase
Exons: 18
Coding region: 1210-3105 (631 amino acids)
Biological process (GO): integrin-mediated signaling pathway; intracellular signal transduction; tissue regeneration
Molecular function (GO): protein binding; non-membrane spanning protein tyrosine kinase activity; ATP binding
Source: RefSeq, a predicted model, not a curated record